UGUGUUGAAACAAAAUGCCCCAUAAAUUGUGAGUGCGUUCGUAACAUAGUCCGAUGCGCCGAUCAGGGUUUGUCGUCAGUUCCGGCGGUGCCAGAGGAAGUCAUAACUCUGGACUUACACGCCAACCGCAUCUAUGACAUUGCUCCAGGGAUCUUCAGUCAUCUCUACAAACUCAGAUCACUUCUGCUAAACGACAACAAGCUCACGGAAUUACGUAAUGGCAUGUUCUAUGGGGUCCGACGUGUGAAGUACCUGUACUUAUACCGGAACAAAAUCACAAGUAUUGAAUCGGGAGUAUUCCAGGGAAUGCAAUAUUUGCAGCAAUUGUAUUUGCACGUCAAUGAAAUACACUCUUUUGACCCUCUGACAUUUUCAAACUUACCUCAACUGGAACGCCUGUUUCUUCACCACAACAACCUGAAGACAAUUCCACUGGGUUCAUUCAGUGGUUUACCAAAACUCCAAAAGCUUAGAUUGGAUAGCAAUGCUCUAAAAUGCGACUGCUCCAUGGUUUGGUUUGUUAAAAUGAUUAACGAACACAGCGUUAUGACGGUAGCAGCAACUUGUUAUGAGCCUUCGGGAGCUGCAGGGAUGCCUUUAGCCGCUAUGAAAGAAUCGGAUUUUCAAUGCAAAAAACCCGAAUUCCAAAAAGAACCGGAAGACAUACUUGUGGAUUUUGGGCAGAAUGCUUUGUUCGUAUGUUCGGCAACUGGAGAACCUGCCCCUGAAAUUAUUUGGUACCGUGAUGCUACUGUUGUUUCUCUUGAAAGAUCAAGAUAUGAAAUAAUGGAAAACGGAUCGCUUAUGGUCCAUGAAGCUGAUGAAAAUGAUAUUGGAAUUUUUGAAUGUAAAGCAAAAAAUUCAGUUGGAGAAGUACGAUCGAAACCAGCAAAAAUGAUGGUUCAUAGCCAAGAAAAAAAAGAUGGUUUUCCAAUUUUCACAAUUUUACCUCGCAAGCAAGAAGUUCGCAUCAACCAACCUUUAGUAAGGUUUGACUGCACUGCACGCGGAAAUCCAGAGCCCCACAUUUCUUGGUUAUUCAAUGGAGAAAAAAUGCUUCUCUCUGAUCGAGUCACCAUGCGUCACAAUGGUUCCAUUUUUAUAGAAAACGUUGACUUUAACGAUAGUGGGAACUAUACAUGCGAAGCCGAGAACAUACUUGGUAAAAUUUCAUCUUCAGGCAGCCUCGAAGUAAUGGUUCCUCCUGCGUUUAUAAUGGUACCAAAGGAUCAAACAGCUGCUCUUGGAGAUACAGUAUAUUUUACUUGUACGGCUAGAGGAGUGCCAAAACCACAAAUUACUUGGUAUAGAAACACCAUGAUUCUGCCUCCAGACGAAAGCAUCAUUUUAAGCGAUAACAAUCAAAAUUUAACAAUAACAGAAAUCAGUGGAGAUGAUGACGGAAUUUAUCACUGCAGAGCAGAGAAUUCAGAAGGUCUUACGGAAAUAUCUGCUUUUCUAAAGGUGGAACAAAAUAAAAUCAUUGUUCCUAAAAUUGUGCUACGCCCAGAAGAUUUAGAUGCUUUCGAGGAAACGUCUGUACAGCUACCAUGCGAAUAUGAGAGUGAGCCACCUGGUAAUGUGGAAUGGAGAAAAAAUGGGAACAGACUUACUACGAAUGAUCGCUUUUCUAUAACAAUAAUUGGUAGCUUAGUUAUCAAAAAUAUUACGUUAGCUGAUAGUGGUAGUUAUGAAUGCUCGGUUCACAAUGAAUAUGGGCGUGAUACUGCGGCUGCAUUUUUGACAGUAAAAAAUCGUGUAGUACCUGGUGAAGAAUAUAUCAAUAUAGCCUUAACUCAAGCCACCCGAGAUGUUGAUCAAGCUAUAGCUCGAACUGUUGAAGAAUUAUUUAAUAAUAAGCGUAGAGGUACUAGUUUCCAUGAGUUAUAUCGAAUUUCUAGAUUUCCUGACGCAUCUGCUCGGGACAUUGCAAAAGCGGCGGAUAUCUAUGACAGAGCAUUAUACAUUAUACGAGAGUAUAUGGUGAAUGACUUAAAUGUUACAGUUGAUGGACAAUUUAAUUAUGAAAAUUUUCUUUCCAAAAAACUUUUGGACGUGAUUGCAACUUUAUCUGGAUGCGUAGUACAUAGAGAAGCUAAAGAUUGCUCAGAUAUGUGCUAUCAUACUAAAUAUCGAAGCAUUGACGGUAGCUGCAAUAACCUUGAGUCUCCAACAUGGGGUUCUUCCUUGACCGCUUUUAGACGUAUACUGUUUGCACAAUACGAAAACGGUUUUAGUCAGCCAAUAGGAUGGAACGUAAAUCAUAAAUAUAAUGGAUAUACAUUGCCAAGUUCGCGUUUAGUGUCAACAACGGUGAUAACAACGAAGAAUAUAACUCAGAGUGAGUAUUACACCCACAUGUUAAUGCAAUGGGGUCAGUGGUUAGAUCACGACUUAGAUCAUGCGCUCCCGUCAGUAAGCUCACAAACAUGGGAUGGGGUUGACUGUAAAAAGACUUGUGACUAUGCACCACCUUGUUUUCCCAUUGAAGUACCACAAGGUGAUCUCCGAAUAACAAAUCGUCGUUGUAUUGAUUUUAUUAGGACAAGUGCUGUUUGUGGCUCAGGAAUGACUUCAGUUUUAUUUGAAAAUCUUCAAGCAAGAGAACAAAUCAAUCAAUUAACUUCAUUUAUUGAUGCGUCCCAGGUUUAUGGUUAUGAAAAAAACAUCGCUGAAGAUUUACGUGAUUUGACAAACGACAAUGGUACUCUGCGAGUAGGGGCCAAAUUUCCGGGUCGCAAGCCACUUUUACCUACAACUGGCUUGAAUGCAAUGGACUGUAGGCUAAAUCUUGAAGAAAGUACUCGAAGUUGCUUUGUUGCCGGAGAUAUUAGAGCCAAUGAGCAAAUCGGACUUGCUGUGAUGCAUACUAUCUUUAUGCGGGAGCACAAUCGAAUUGCUACCGAGUUAAAGACAUUAAAUCCUUUCUGGGAUGGGGACCGACUAUACCAAGAGGCUAGAAAGAUAGUGGGGGCAGAAAUGCAAAUCAUAACGUAUAGACAUUGGUUACCGAUAAUUCUGGGCCGCGAAGGAUAUUCUUUAUUAGGGGAAUAUACUGGGUAUGACCCAUAUUUGAAUCCUUCUAUAUCAAACGUAUUUGCUACAGCAGCGCUUAGAUUUGGUCAUUCUAUUAUUAAUCCGAUUCUCAACCGCUAUGACGAAAACUUUGAAACGAUUCCUCAAGGUCAUUUAUUGUUACGUGAUGCUUUCUUUUCUCCUUGGAGAUUAGUUGAUGAAGGAGGAGUGGAUCCAUUACUGAGAGGUAUGUUUGUAACUCCAGCGAAACUCAAGACACCCACGCAAAAUUUAAACUCUGAACUCACUGAAAAACUGUUUUACUCUGCUCACGCUGUAGCUCUUGAUUUAGCAGCCAUGAACAUACAAAGAGGGCGUGAUCAUGGUAUCCCUGCUUACACUAAAUGGCGUGAUUUUUGUAAUAUGACAGAGGUCAACAGUUUCGAUGACUUAGCCAAUGAAAUAUCGGAUCCAUCUGUUAGAGCUAAGCUGAAAGACCUAUAUGGUUCCGUGUUUAAUAUCGACGUAUGGGUUGGUGGUAUAUUAGAAGAUCAAGUAGAGGGUGGUAUGGUUGGACCUUUGUUCCGGUGUCUCCUUAUUGAACAAUUUCAACGUUUACGAAGUGGUGAUCGCUUCUGGUAUGAAAAUCCUUCAACCUUCAAAUCAGAUCAGCUGAGGGAACUCAAACUUAAGACUAACUUAGCUCGCAUUAUUUGUGACAAUGCUGACAAUAUUGAUACAAUAAACCAGAAUGUGUUUGUACUUCCUGAAAUUCAAGAAGGGCUUAUGUCCUGUGAUGAUCUACCAAAGAUUGACCUUCGCUACUGGAUGGACUGCAAAACUUGUCAUGACAAUUUUGAUUUAGAAAAUAAUCGCGUUCGGAGAGAUAUUGGAAAAGCUAACCUUGCUGAUCAGUUGAAAGAAAAUGAGUUUAUGCUUGAAGAUCUGCAAGACUCUGUAAACAUCCUAAGGAGCACGGUUAAAGACUUAAGAAAGAAGGUUGAAGAGCUAGAGAUGAAGAUAAAUAAAAAAUAAUUUUUUUAAUAAUCACUUUUCAGGAAUAAUCUUAAUAUUGAUGUAUAAUAUUUUACAUAUUAUAAUAAAUAUAUAAUGAUUUACAUUAAAUAAAUAGCGAUAGGUGGUAGGCGACUACGGGUUUUUUAAAAGUGGGAGAGUCACGCUGCCGUCUUAUGACGUCAGCACAAUCGGGGCAGACACAUCCGGGUUACUUACCACACUCGCACAGAACACCGGCGUUAAGAAGCGGCCUAGUGCCGCUAUGUUUCGUGUCGUCGUUGUCGUUGUCGUGUUUUGGCCAUCCCCCCCCCUUCCAACAAGAUUAUGAAAGUGGUCCUACAAGAGAUAUUACUCCAGGAGGGUACCGGCUCUACUAGAGCCGGAGAAUCCCUCCCCGAGCAUUCUCGCUCGGGCUGCCCUUCGUAUUCUGGGGAGGGCACAUUACGGCGCAUGUCAAAGGAUGAACAGGGCAGUAACACCACGGCACCCCGCUCCAUGCUUAAUGUGGACUCUUGUAACAUCAGGGGAAUUCACUCCAACUUAAAGGGAGUGUUCCAAAGAGCUAUUUAACCUUAUUCCUGCCGCCGAAUUCCACCUUCGCACGACACGCCACAAGUUAGGAUAUCAUUCCCACCAUCUGGAUGUGUGGCGAUCCUCCGCAGUGCGGUUUUCAAGGAGCUUUCUUCCACCUACUACAAAGCUGUGGAAUAAGCUUCGUUGUGCGGUGUUUCCGGGACGAUACGUCAUGGGUACCUUCAAAAAAAGCACGAACACCUUCCUUAAAGACCGGCAACGCUCCUGUGAUUCCUAUGGUGUUACAAGAGAAUGUGGGCGGCGGUGACCAGGUGACCAGGUGACCAGGUGACCCGUACGCUCGUUUUUCCUCCUAUUCCAUAAAAAAAAUCAUUUAAAUAGCAGUCAGGAGGUAAGGUGCCUGUGAUGCUGGCAAAGUUACCUCUCUAUGCCGCCAAAUAAAUCCUCAAAAAGAGGUUUAUUCUAGACCUUGCAUCACAUGUCAAAUCUACCUGGACAACUCUUUCAUAAAUUUUGCUGUUGAUGAACCCCAAGGACCCACCUUCUCCAAGAGAAAAUCUCCCUCAAAAGGAAGAAAUAUGUCUCCAUCACCGAGUAAUGCAUAUUUUUGCCACUUUAGGUUUUCAGCCACACCCACCGCUGCUCUUACCGCAAUAAAUACAGUAUUAACAUAUUAUGCUGUAUGUUAGUUUAAUAUAUUGUGUUUUAUGUUAGUUUUUGUAUAUUUCAUUAAAAAGAGCGCAAAAAAAGAAUACUGGUACAGUUCCUUGCGCCGCUUCUUCUUCUACUUACUCAGAGCGAUAUUUGUUUUCGAAGCUACCACUACCACCUACGGUGACUACGGAAACAAUUAUCGCUCGUUAGAAAUGACGUCAAAAAGAAUUCUAAACGAAUUAACUUUGAGAAUAAUGGUUAUACCUUUUAAUUUAUGCAUUACUUUAUUUUGUACAAAGUAUUUUAAGUAGGUAGCUUCAAAUCAAUUAAUUUAUUAUAAUUAUUAAAUACAAUUUAGUGGUUAAGUAAGUCUGAAAAUGGUUCAAAUUUGGUUUCUUCCUAAAAUAGUGCACCUAGAACGCAAAGAGAUUAUGUAUAAUAUUAUAAAUUUUGGGUACAUUUAAAAUGUCGAGCUUGUUCAAUGCCGCAUUAUAAUGGUGUUGUAUUAUUUUUAUCCGUCAAUCGAUCUACAUCGACUUACCUGACGACAGCAGCUAAAUAUAAAUAUUAAUAGAAAAUUAAAAUAAAUAGAGUUAUUCCUGAAAAGUAACUAUUGAAUGUCUAUAGCCUAACAGUUCUUAAAAUAAGUAAGUGUGAAUAAAAAAAUAAAAUAAAAAAAAACUAAAAAAAAUUAUAAAAGCUCAAAAAUAGAUGUGAUAUCGGUGUCGUAAAAUGUCCGUCUAUUAUGUAUCUAUAUACCAAUGUUUUUAGCUUAAGAUAGCAUAACAAUAAUUAUUAGGAUACACGGUUUCUCGCAUAGUAAAAAUUUAAAAAAAAUUAUAAAAAAAUAUGUGAUAUUGGUGUUCAGGUAUUAAUUGUUGUUAUAUAUUAAGGUCGUACUACUAAAGUAUUUCUCCUUAAUUAUUUAUCUUAUAUUUAAAUUUCUCGUGUCCCGUGUUUCUUACCAAACUCCUCCGAAACGGCUAAGCCGAAUUGUAUAAAAUUUUAUGUGCCUACCGGGUAGGUCUGAGAUUUUUCAUACCCCAAAAUGAUAAGGGUGACCCACCCCUAAAUAUUUUUUUUAUGUUUUCGUUUCGUUAAAAAAUACAUACAACUUCAAAUUUUCACCCAUCUACGAUCUAAACUUAUUUUUAUAUCGCGAUUUUUAUAUUAUUCUGUUCUGAUGGAAACGGAUCCGCAAUAGGGUUGCAAGAUGUCAUACGAAUGUAAUUGUAAUAACAUACAUUUUAUAUAUUUGGUUGGUCUGAGAAUCGGUCGUCAUCAAUUUUUUAUACCCCAAAUAUUUUAAUUACUUUUUUUAUUACUUUUGAUGGCAAUACAACAUCUGCUGGGUCAGAUAUUAACAUAUAAUAAAUAAAUAAGGAGAAUAUAAGGUGUUUGCAUAGUUAUUACUUACAUAAUUAUAAGUAUUCAUGUUUCUUAUCUUAAGAUGUGUGUAGAGCUAGUAUAAGUACCUAUUGUCUAUCAAACUCUCAGAACAAACUCUUGGGAACCAAAUAAAUAGCCUGCGGAACGCAAUAAUACUAUAGCAACAAUAGUGAAUUUUAUUGUGGUGCAUCCAAAUACGCAUAUUUCGAUUGUUUUGAUGCAAAAAAUGAUUUAAAUCGAUUUAUUUUUCAACCCUAUCAUUAAUAAGAAUAUAAAGGAGACCAACCAUUUCCAAAACAUCGUGGAGCUCAAAAUGUGACGAAUCGUUACAAUUAAAUUAUGAAAACUUUCGUGAGUCAUUAUUAAAUUAUUAUAUGUUAAUAUGACUUUACUCACGUUUUUGUCGGUGUCGGUACUGACUAGUUUUGGACCAUUCGAAGGUUCAGGGUGAGUGUGGUAGGUUCGGGGUAAUGUCCCAAGAGGUGGGACGUUAAGAGCCGUAUUAACAGAUAAUUGAAUCGUUACAAUGUUCUAUUUUUAACAGCAGUUGUAGUUUAGUUUCAGUUUGAUGACCGUUGCAAGACUGUUGAUCGAGAAUGGCCCCGUGUUAUUUCAUAUUAUAUACUUAUUACAUAUAAUAAUAGGCUCUAUCUAGAUUCUAGACGUGUAAAGUAUCUAAAAUAAUUAGUUACCAAUACCAUUUACUCAUGUUGGCCUUUUCUUUAUAUUGACACUGAGAUAGAUAGAGACUAGAUUUGGUUUCCGGAGAGGUCACUCAACUGUUCAACAACUAUCGCGGGUUACUGAAUAUGUGUCACACAACUUAAAUCUAAAGAAGUCGACUGGAAUGUUCCUACUGGACUUAUUGCAGAGUAAACUGAUUAGCCUAGAUACUCCAAUUAUGCUUGCGAACUUAAUAAAAUAGUACUUGACUGAAAGACAUUUUUUAGUUCAUGUUGGUGAAAACUCUUCAUCUCCAAAAUCUGUACCUGCUGGGAGUCCCUCAGGGCUCCAUCCUGGGACCUUAUCUGUUUCUUAUCUUUGGAAUGACAUCCCCAUACAAAACCACACAAACAUCGCAUGCUUUGCUGAUGAUACAGCGUCCUUUACCUCAUCAAACGAUAUAGAUUUAAUAGUUAGCCGGCUCCAAUUAUCAAUAGACCUACUUUUUGCCUAUUUCAAAAGAUGGAAACUUAAAAUAAACACGUCAAAAAUAGAAGCGAUACUUUUCACUAGAAAACGCAAACUACCUACACGUCAAAUUAAGGUCGAUGACUACCAAAUUCCUUGGAGCAAGUCUGUUAAAUACUUAGGUAUUACCUUAGAUAAAACACUCAACUGGACAGCGAACACUUCAAGAUUUUGCGAAAAAGGUAUAAAGGCCAUAAACGCUUUAAUUCCAGUCUUCAACAGAAAAUCUUGUCUAAGCAGCCAAACUAAAAUAAGUAUUUAUCGCACCCUAGUCUGUCCCUGUAUAACCUACGCAUGUCCCGUAUGGAGCAGUACAUGUAAUACCAAUUUUAAAAAGCUACGAGUUAUCCAGAAUAAAGCGGUAAAUAUUCAUACGAUACCCCAAUGUUUAGAAAUCUCACUAAAUUAUGUAACAAUAUUGGCUUGCCUAACGUAUAUUAUUAUAUACACAAAGUUUCACAAAAUUUUUACCUACACAUCAAUACUAAAAACAAUAAUUAGUUAAUUACCAGCUGUUAAGUAUGAGGACACGAGUGAAACAACUGCUUGCUCGAGACGCACUGUCGUUUAAUUAAACAUAUUGCGUAGGCACACGCCGCAUACACAACACCAGCAUAGGUAGGUGCAACCAAAAAAAAAGUUAAUUAAUUAAACAUUAGAAAAAAAAUCAAAAAAAUUAAACAUUAGGGGGCGUCCAUAAAUUACGUGAGAUGUUUGAGGGAGGGAGGGGGUCGAGUCAAAUCUCAUCUAAUCUUACGUUGGAGAGAGGGGGGUCUCGGCAAAUAUCACGCAAUUUUUUUCUGAUUGAAACAAAAAAAAUUAUACUAUUUGCAUUCAUUUAAUCAUAUGGACAUGUUGGUUCCAAUAGUCUCUCUUGAGACCGCGCAUGAUUCUCCAUGGACUGAAUUAGAGUAGAUAUUCCUUUUUUAAUCACAGUAGUUACGAUUAAAGUAUUCUAUUGUUAAUUUUUUUUAACACUUAUAACUCUUAGCAAUAUUGAUUACUAGUCUUAACUAGUCGUAAAUAAAAGCACGAACCAAUUUCUUUUUUCUUUUUACAAUAACAAUCCAACGCGUUUACGUAAGAAACCCACAAAAUCUCACGUGAGAUUGGGGGAUGGGGGGAGGGGGUUGAAUAAAAUCUCACGACAUCUCACCAUACAGGAAAUUCAAAAAAACACCUCACGUAAUUUAUGGACGCCCCCUUAUCGAUAAAUACGAAAUAUUUAACCCCAACACUUACUCAACUGGACUUGUCUAGUUAUGAGUCAUCACUCAACAGGCACAUCUACUCGUGCAGUUACGAACAACGAAGCACUGUCUGCGUUGUUCGCGAGCUAUUAUCGCCCGUAUGCAGAAGAUACCUAGGGUGCUGGUGGCAUGUGAGUGACAACGACGGAUCGUCCACUCUUGCGUAGCACUGUUGUUUACAAACCUGAUUCUCAUUUCUCACUCAACUGAAGCAUACAUAUAAUUAUAUAAGUUACCUGUUUGUUAUUUAUAAUAAUUAAGUAUAUAUACAUUAAGUAUUUGUAAUUUUAAAUUCCUGUAAAUAGUAUUUGUAAUACAGGCGAUAUCUGUUAAAAACGUGUUAGUACUGUUAUUACUUGUUUUUUUAGGUUUUAAUGUACACUGGAAAUAUACAACUGCAAUAAUUAUGAUAUUAAAGAAUUUUCAAAUCAAUGGACGCACAUAAUUUUCAAAUGGGCACACGGCCCUUUUUCAACCGCAACAGCGACCGCUAAGAUAUCCACUACUUUUCCCGCAUGAGUAAUACAAACUAUUUAUUUUUAACACUUAACAACUGUAUGAUCAAAUAUAUUAAAAUUUUGUUUAUUACAAAUUAAAAUGAUUACCUUGCUAUAUUUUUUUCGAAAUGGUCGGUCUCUUUUCUGUUAAUAGCACAUCUAUUAAUCUUUUCAAGUAUAUCAUAGCAAUCGCACUGGGAAAAAAAAUAUUUAGGAUUGGUCACCGCAGCGCUCCAACUAGAUACCGCACUACCUAAGAACAAUAGCUUUUUUUAUUACGGCAACUAUUAGAUGCUCGUGUGCGUGGCAUCUUAACACUCAGUGGCAUCUUUAUAAUCUUGUAACAUACGCUUCUUCUUAUUUUUCAUUGAAAUUAAUAAAAUGCAUAAUACUUACUUAAUUGCAUAAUACCAAUUUUUGUGAUUCCUGUGUCUUUCUUAUUUCUUGUAGUAUUAUUUUUAACAAAGUUUUACUACGCAACCCGGCAUUUUAGUGUUAAUUAUUAGUAAGGUUUAACAGAACAAGUGGCAUUCGAGCUAGUUUCGAACAAUGUUUGACGUUGAACACAUUGUUCGAAACUGGCUUGAAAACGCCCUCUUGGGCGUCGUAUUAGUUGCCGCACUUUGCGACUACGCCUGCGGUAUCUAGUUGGAGCGCAGCGGAUACCAUUUCUUAAUCUAAGUCUACAACCCAGUUAUUUCAAAAUAUUUCUGCUCACGUAAGAUAACCGGUGUCAAAUUCACAACACAUUUGUAAUUUUUUUUUAAUUUUAUAAAGCAAAAUUUUGGUGUAACAGUCACUUAUCACCACCUGUAAGUCUAAUAUCAGUCUUGAGUGGAAAAGUAAAUAAAUAUGAUGCAACGAAUAAAUAUUAUUGUUAAUUUAAUUUAUUUAUGAAUAUUUUCACUUACGUAAAUUAUUAACAGCUCGGCACUUUUGGAAUUUCGUUUGUGUAGGAAUAUUUCGCUGAAACAAUGAAAAGUAAAUAAACAUCAUCCAACCACCAA
Molecule: messenger RNA, 10554 nt
Organism: Leptidea sinapis
Lineage: Eukaryota; Metazoa; Arthropoda; Insecta; Lepidoptera; Pieridae
Product: peroxidasin-like
Exons: 7
Coding region: 223-4050 (1275 amino acids)
Biological process (GO): response to oxidative stress
Molecular function (GO): heme binding; peroxidase activity; protein binding
Source: RefSeq, a predicted model, not a curated record